AUGAAAGGAAGUCGGGAAGAAGGAAGUCUCCUCCCACACCCUCCAACCAAAGUGUUCCUGGUGGAAGGCCUGGACCUUUCAGGGAGAGGCCUGAUCCAUGGGGUCGAAGCCCCAGUGGCCUUUCCAACCAAUACCCCAGACACCCUCCCCACAGCACCCAAAACACCCUCCCCACAGCACCCAAGACUCCCUCCCCAUAGCACCCCAGACACCCUCCCCACAGCACCCAAGACUCCCUCCCCACAGCACCCCAAAACACCCUCCCCACAGCACCCCAGACACCCUCCCAUCCCCACAGCACCCCAGACACCCUCCCAUCCCCACAGCACCCAAAACACCCUCCCCACAGCACCCCAGACACCCUCCCAUCCCCACAGCACCCAAAACACCCUCCCACAGCACCCCAAAACACCCUCCCCACAGCACCCCAGACUCCCUCCCCACAGCACCCCAGGUACCCUCCCCACAGCACCCCAGAUUCCCUCUCCACAGCACCCCAGACUCCCUCCCCACAGCACCCCAGACUCCCUCCCCCAGCAGCCCCUGACCAGAACUCAGCAAGCUCCACAGCACCUUCCCACACCUGGUUUUCACACAUAUGCAGCUCCUUCUUCCCAAGCCACUGCCACUCAAAUGCAGCUCAGGGCUGUUGCUUCUACCAGGAAACCUUCCUGGUUCCCAGAGCCAACAGCAAACUCCCUCCUCAGCCCUAUGCUGCCAUGA
Molecule: messenger RNA, 723 nt
Organism: Arvicola amphibius (Eurasian water vole)
Lineage: Eukaryota; Metazoa; Chordata; Mammalia; Rodentia; Cricetidae
Product: proline-rich receptor-like protein kinase PERK2
Exons: 1
Coding region: 1-723 (240 amino acids)
Source: RefSeq, a predicted model, not a curated record